ACUUGAGACUAUGAAAGCAGCUGAUAAUAAGGGAUGGCGAGGAUUUCUAGUGCUUUCACAUAGAGGAUGUAUCAGAUGCGCUCACGCUACCACAAUGACGAUUAAAACUGGAUUUAUCAUUGGGAAUAUAGUGUUCUGCUGUAUACUGUCGUGUGUGCAGGGUUUCAUUUAUACAUGUGGUGGGACAUUAAAAGGGAAAAAUGGGACCAUAGAAAGUCCAGGUUUUCCUCACGGAUACCCGAACGGAGCGAACUGUACGUGGGUUAUUGUAGCCGAGGAGAGGAGCAGAAUUCAUCUAGUUUUUCAGUCCUUUGCUGUGGAGGAAGAAUAUGACUUUUUAUCUUUAUAUGAUGGACAUCCUCAUCCUGCAAACUUCAGGACAAGGUUAACAGGAUUUCAGGUGCCAGCGCCCGUCACAAGUACCGGAUCCAUAUUUUCCCUGCGUCUUACCAGCGACUUUGCUGUAAGCGCCCAUGGAUUUAAAAUAUAUUAUGAAGAACUACAAAGCAGUUCUUGUGGGAAUCCAGGAGUUCCUGCCAAAGGAGUCCUGAAUGGAACAAGCUUCAAUGUGGGAGACAGAAUCCGGUAUCACUGUGUGGCUGGAUAUACCCUGGACGGCCACGCACAGCUGACCUGUGUCACCAGCACGUCUAAUGUAGCGGUGUGGGAUUUUCCUAUUCCCAUCUGCAGAGCUGAGGACACAUGUGGCGGGACCUUCCGAGGCUCCAGUGGCACCAUCUCCAGUCCAGACUUUCAGAAGGACUAUCAGAGCAGUGGCGAGUGCACGUGGACCAUCCUGGCUGAUCCAGGAGACACCAUCUCACUGGUCUUCACUGAAUUCCAGAUGGACAGCAAACUCGACUCUUUAGAAGUUGAGGGAUCUGAUCCACCAACAAUAUGGUUAUCAGGAAUUAAUAUUCCUGUGCCUAUAGUCAGCAACAAGAACUGGCUACGACUUCAUUUCGUCACUGACAACAGCCAUCGGCAUAAAGGAUUCAGUGCUCAAUAUCAAGUGAAACGAUCAGGAGAUUUUAAAUCAAGGGGAGUGAAACUAUUACCUGGAAAAGACAACACAAGUAAAUUUUCAAUAAUGAAUGAAGGGAUGGUCAAGCAGGUCUCCAACUUCUGCCCGGAUCCCGGGGAACCGGAGAAUGGCAAACGCAUUGGCACCGAUUACAGCAUCGGUGCAACGGUUCAUUUCACCUGCGACGGGGACCACGUGCUUCAGGGAUCUAAGAGCAUCACGUGUCAGAGGGUCGCUGAGGUGUUCGCGGCCUGGAGUGACCAUAGACCCGUCUGUAAAGCGAAAACAUGUGGGAUGAACCUCUUCGGCCCUUCAGGAACAUUUACAUCGCCUAAUUUCCCCAUCCAGUAUGAGAGUAACUCACAGUGUGUUUGGAUUAUCACCGCCAGUAACCCCAAUAAGGUUAUUCAAAUCAAUUUCGAAGAGUUCGACCUGGAGCUGGGAUACGAUACGUUGACUGUCGGUGACGGUGGAGAGGUUGGCGACUCAAAAACAAUCAUACAAGUGUUAACGGGCAGUUUCGUCCCUGACCUCAUCGUCAGUAUGACCCAUCAAAUGUGGCUGCAUUUGCAGUCUGAUGAAAGUGUGGGCUCUAUUGGCUUUAAGAUCAACUAUAAAGAAAUUGACAAGGAAAGUUGCGGGGAUCCCGGCAUCCCUCUGUACGGACUCCGAGAGGGCGGGGGCUUCUCCAACGGAGACGUGCUGCGCUUCGAAUGUCAGUUCGGAUUCGAGCUCAUUGGCGAGCGAAUGAUUUCCUGUCAGAAUAACAAUCAGUGGUCUGCUAACAUCCCCAUCUGUAUAUUUCCCUGUAUGUCCAACUUCACGGCAGCCAUGGGCACCGUCCUGUCUCCAGACUACCCCGAGGGUUACGGCAACAACCUCAACUGCGUCUGGCUGAUCAUCGCCGAGCCAGGCAGCCGCAUCCAUCUGGCCUUCAACGACUUCGACCUGGAGCCCCCCUACGACUUCCUGACGGUGAGGGACGGGGAGUUGGCGGAUGCCGUAAUGUUGGGACGUUUCUCUGGGGCAGAAGUGCCUUCGCAUCUCACCAGCAACUCCAACAUCCUCCAGCUGGAGUUCCAGGCCGACCACUCGAUGUCCGGCCGAGGAUUCAACAUCACAUACAGCACGUUUGGACACAAUGAGUGCCCGGAUCCCGGAGUGCCUAUGAAUGCCAAGCGCUUUGGUAAUAAUUUCCAGCUGGGAAGCUCCAUCUCAGUGGUGUGUGAGGAGGGCUUCAUAAAGACGCAAGGCUCGGAUACUAUUGUGUGUGAACUGGAGGCGGGAAAGGUGAUGUGGAGUGGUUUGAUCCCCAAAUGUGAAGCGCCAUGCGGAGGCCAUUUCACCGCUCCGGUGGGAGUCAUUCUGUCCCCGGGGUGGCCCGGCUACUACAAAGAUUCCCUGAGCUGUGAGUGGGUCAUCGAGGCCGAGGUGGGACGCUCCAUCAAGAUAAGCUUUGACAGGUUCCAGACAGAACUCAAUUAUGACUUUCUAGAGGUUCACGAUGGGCCUAAUCUCCUGUCGCCCCUAAUCGCCUCUCUAAAUGGCACCCAAGUCCCUCAGUUCCUGUUCAGCAGCGGCAACUUCCUGUAUCUUCUCUUCACCACCGAUAACAGUCGCUCUAACAGUGGCUUUAAGCUCUUUUAUGAAAGCGUCACUUUGGACACUCACUCAUGUUUGGACCCCGGCGUGCCCGUAAAUGGGAUACGUUACGGGCAGGACUUGGCCAUCGGCUCGGUGGUGUGGUUUGGCUGUGAGCCCGGAUACAGACUGAGCCACGAGGAGCAGUUGGUCUGUGAGAAGAACCACUGGUGGAGCCACCCUCUGCCGACAUGUGACGCUCUGUGCGGAGGCGAUGUCCGGGGCCCAGAGGGCAUCAUCCUCUCUCCUGGCUUUCCAGAGCUCUAUCCCAACUCAUUAAACUGCACAUGGACUCUGGAGGUCAGCCAUGGCAAAGGCGUGCAGUUCACGUUUCAUGCGUUUCACCUGGAGGAUCACCAUGAUUACCUGCUCCUGACGGAGAACGGCAGUUUUGCGCGGCCCCUCGCCCGUCUCACCGGUUCUCAACGACCCCCUCCAGUCAACGCCGGGCUCUACGGCAACUUCAAGGCUCAACUUCGCUUCAUCUCAGACUUUUCCAUCUCCUUCCAGGGCUUCAACAUCUCUUUCUCAGAAUAUGAUUUGGAGCCAUGUGAGGACCCUGGUGUGCCCCAGUUUGGCAGGCACAGCGGUGGCAGAUUUGGCAUCGGCGACACCCUGACGUUCUCCUGUGACCUUGGUUACCGUCUGCAGGGGGCUCGAGAAAUCACUUGCCUGGGUGGUGGGCGGCGCAUAUGGAGUACACCUCUGCCAAGGUGUGUGGCCGAGUGCGGCUCAACUGUUUCCAAGAAUGCCGGUGUCCUGUUGUCCCCAAACUACCCCCACAAUUAUGAGAACAACCACGAGUGCAUCUACAACAUUCAAGUACAAGCAGGAAAAGGAAUCAACAUCACAGCUAGCACCUUUAAUCUGGCUCAAGGCGACGUUCUCAAAUUGUAUGAUGGUCCAGACAACACGGCAGAAGUUCUGGGAGGUUUCUCUGGGUCCUCUUUGUUGGGUCAGUCAUUGACCAGCACGUCAAAUCACCUGUGGCUGGAGUUUUAUUCUGAUCAAGAGGAUACGGCCGAGGGUUUUAAGCUGGUUUACACCAGUUUUGAACUCUCUCAUUGUGACGAACCCGGUGUGCCUCAAUUUGGAUCCAAAGUCAGCGACCAAGGCCACUUUGCUGGCAGCGUGGUCACGUAUCGCUGUGAUCCUGGCUACAGUCUCCAUGGCAGCAGCAUAUUGAGAUGUAUGACGGGCGAGAGACGGACGUGGGACCACCCCCUCCCCUCAUGCAUAGCGGAGUGUGGGGGAAGUUUUAAAGGUGAGUCAUCCGGACGGAUACUGUCUCCCGGAUACCCGUUUCCGUAUGACAACAACCUCCGCUGCACAUGGACCAUCGAGGUGGACUCCGGCAACACUGUCAGUCUGCAGUUCUUGGCUUUUGACACGGAGGCAUCGCACGAUAUCCUGAAGGUUUGGGACGGGCGUCCGGAAAACGAGAUGGGUCUGAAGGAAGUGAGUGGUUCGCUGUUGCCCGACGGCAUCCACAGCACUCUCAACGUGGUCACCAUCCAGUUCGAGACAGAUUUCUACAUUAGCAAAUCUGGAUUCGCCAUUGACUUCUCAAGUUCAGUGGCGACCGCCUGCAGGGACCCGGGGACGCCCAUGAACGGCAGCCGCAGCGGAGAGGGCAAAGAGCCUGGCGACACGGUGACCUUCAUGUGUGAUCCGGGCUACGAUCUGCAAGGCGAGCCCAGGAUCACCUGCAUUCAGGUGGACAACAGAUUCUACUGGCAGCCCAGUCCUCCUACAUGUAUCGCUCCUUGUGGUGGUAACAUUACAGGCUCAUCUGGAUUCAUUCUGUCACCGAAUUUCCCCCAUCCGUACCCACACAGCAAGGACUGCGAUUGGUUCAUCACGGUUCACCCUGAUUAUGUCAUUUCCUUGGCAUUUAUCAGUUUCAGCAUUGAGCCAAACUAUGACUUCUUGUACAUCUACGACGGACCUCACAGCAACGGUCAGCUGAUUGGCACAUUUCAAGACAGCAAGCUGCCAGAAAAGGUAGAAAGCAGCUCCAACAUCAUGCACAUUGCCUUCCGCAGCGACGGAUCCGUGAGCUACACAGGCUUCCAUCUGGAAUAUAAAGCUAAACUGCGUGAGGCCUGUUUUGACCCGGGCAGCGUGAUGAAUGGCACUCGGUUGGGAGGAGACUAUAAGCUGGGCUCCACUGUGACCUUCCACUGUGAUCCAGGCUACCAGCUCCAGGGUUAUUCCAGUCUCACCUGUGUCAUGGGCGGCACCAACAGACCCGAGUGGAACAGAGCUCUGCCCAGCUGCCAAGCUCCAUGUGGAAGCCGGUCGACGGGUUCAGAGGGCACUAUUUUGUCCCCAAACUACCCUCGCAACUACACCGCGGGCCAGUCCUGUGUGUAUGAGAUCUCAGUGCCAGGGGAGUUUGUUCUCUUCGGCCAGUUUAUGUUCUUCCAGACGACCCCUAGUGAUGUGCUGGAGAUCUUUGACGGGCCCUCGACGGAGUCUGCGCUCCUCACCUCUGUGCACGGCUCUCACUCAGGAGAGCCAUUGCCGCUGAGCUCUGCCAAUGAAAUCACCAUCAGGUUCAAAUCCGAGGGACCGAACACAGCUAAAGGUUUUCAUUUUGUGUAUCAAGCUGUUCCGAGGACCAGUGCUUCCCAGUGCAACUCCGUGCCCGAGCCUCGCUACGGGAAGCGCAUUGGGAAUGACUUUGGAAUGGGCACGGUGGUGCUUUUUGAGUGUAACCCAGGUUACACUCUUCAUGGUGCCAGUGCCAUCAGGUGUGAGGCAGUGCCCAACACACUGGCCCAAUGGAACGGCACUGUGCCAACAUGUGUCGUUCCAUGCGGAGGAGUUCUGACCAUGCGUCGCGGGACCAUUCUGUCUCCGGGUUACCCCGAUCCCUAUGACAACCAUCUGAACUGCGUUUGGAAGGUCUUUGUGCCGGAGGGAACCGGAAUCCAAAUCACAGUUGUGACUUUUUCCACCGAACACAACUGGGACUCUCUAGACUUUUACGAUGGUGUCGACAGCAAUGCUCCACGACUAGGGAGCUAUUCAGGGACCACGAUUCCACCCCUGCUGAACACCACGUCCAACAACCUGUUCCUCACCUUUCAGACUGACAUGAGCAUUUCUGGAGCUGGUUUUCACCUGGAAUAUACAGCAAUAGGUUUGGACUCCUGCCCAGAACCUCAAACCCCCAGCAACGGUGUGAAAGUGGGCGACCGCUACUUCGUGGGUGAUGUUGUCUCGUUCCACUGUGAACAAGGAUACACUCUAAAGGGAAGUGCAUAUAUAACCUGCAUGCCGGGGCCUGUCAGAAGAUGGAACUACCCAGCGCCCCUUUGUCUUGCCGAGUGCGGGGGAUUCCUGACGGACCUGAACGGAGUCAUCCUAAGUCCCGGCUUUCCUGGAAAUUACCCCAGUGGACUUGACUGCAACUGGACAGUUAAACUUCCUGUUGGGUUUGGGAUUCACCUCCAGUUCCUCAACUUCUCCACGGAAGCUGUGCACGACUACCUUGAAGUCCGUAGCGGGACGCUGGACUCGGGCUCGGUGAUCGAUAGGUUCAGUGGGCCCGUUGUUCCAGAAUCUUUCUUCAGCACGACCCACGAGACCAGCUUCUUCUUUCACAGCGACUACUCGCAGAACAAACCCGGUUUCCACAUCACCUACAAGGCGUACGAACUGCAGAGGUGUCCGGAUCCGCGGCCCUUUCGGAACGGGGUGGUGAUUGGCAGUGAUUUUGGAGUGGGCAUGACCAUCUCGUUCCAGUGUCUGCCGGGGUACACACUGCUGGGCGAAGCGUCGCUCACGUGUCUGCAUGGCAUCAGCCGCAACUGGAACCACCCUGUGCCUCGCUGUGAAGCACUUUGCGGUGGUAAUAUCACGGCCCUCAAUGGGACCAUCUACUCUCCGGGCCACCCGGCUGACUACCCCAAUCUUAAAGACUGCAUAUGGAGCAUCCGAGUACCUCCAGGCAACGGCAUCCACAUCAACUUCACCGUGCUCAACACAGAGCCCAUCUACGACUACAUCACCAUCUGGGACGGCCCUGACCAAACAUCCCCACAGAUUGGUCAAUUCAGUGGCAGCUCGCCUCAGGAGGCCGUUUCCAGCACGUCCAAUCGCAUCCUGCUCAAGUUCCACAGCGACUUCAGCACCAGCGGAUUCUUUCUGCUGCGUUUCCAUGCUUACCAACUUCGUGUCUGUCAACCUCCCCCUCGCGUCGCCAACGCAGAGAUCCUGGCUGAAGAUGAUGAAUUUGAAAUUGGAGACAUCAUCAGGUACCGAUGCCUGCCGGGCUUCACGCUGCUCGGGAGCGAGAUCUUGACCUGUAGGUUGGGCGAGCGACUGCAGAUGGAUGGUCCUCCUCCGGUCUGCCAAGUGCAAUGUCCUGACAACGAAGUCCUGUUCGACUCGACGGGUGUAAUCCUGAGUCCAGGCUAUCCUGACAGCUACCCCAACCUUCAGAUGUGCUCCUGGAUGAUCAAUGUGGAGAAGGGCUACAACAUCACACUGCACUUUGAACUCUUCCAGACGGAGAAAGAGUUUGAUAUUCUGGAGAUCUUUGAUGGACCAAAUAUUUACAGUCAGAGUCUGGCUGUGUUGAGUGGAGAUCAAAGUGUGCCCUUCAACAUCACCACCACGGGUCACCAGCUGUUUCUCCGCUGGUCAUCUGAUCACGGCACCAACAAAAAGGGCUUUCGUAUCACUUACGUGGCCAUGUACUGCAGCACCCCAGACUCUCCGCAGCAUGGUUUUGUGGUCAGCCAGACGGGCGGCCACGUCAACAGCGUCGUCCGCUGGGCCUGCGACCGCGGCUACAGGCUCAUCGGGAAAAAUAUGGCCGUCUGCAGGAGAACUGAGCUCGGUUAUCUGGCCUGGGACUCAUCUGUGCCCGCGUGUCAAGCUGUGUCCUGUGGGCCGCCCGUGGCCCCUGUGCACGGAGGCAUGCUGGCCGCUGAUUAUUCAGCAGGAACACGAGCCACCUACUUCUGCAACGAUGGCUUCCGUCUGUCCUCUAAAGAGGUGACCAGCACCAUGUGUCAGGCUGACGGCACGUGGAGCAACCACAAUAAAAUCCCUCGCUGCACAGUUGUGGUGUGUCCCAGCAUCGGCUCCUUCACCCUGGAUCACGGCAAAUGGAGGAUUGUCAAUGGCUCUCGUUAUGAAUAUGGCACUAAAGUGGCCUUUACUUGCAACACUGGCUACUACCGGCUCGGCCCCGCCCACAUUCACUGUACGUCCAAUGGGACGUGGAGCUGGAGGAACGAGCGACCUCGCUGCAAGAUCAUUUCGUGUGGAGAGCUGCCCACUCCUCCUAAUGGACAGAAAAUUGGAACGCUGACAACCUUUGGAGCAUCCGCUAUUUUUACCUGCAAUUCGGGCUACAUUCUGGUGGGCUCGACUGUACGGGAAUGUCUGGCAUCGGGCCUCUGGAGCGGGAUGGAGACACACUGUCUCGCUGGCCACUGCGGCUCUCCGGAAAGGAUCGUGAACGGUCAGGUGAUCGGUGAAAACUUCGGCUACAGGGAUACAGUAGUUUACCAGUGUAAUCCAGGUUUCCGGCUCAUCGGUUCCUCUGUGCGCAUCUGCCAGCAGGAUCACAACUGGUCCGGUCAGCUCCCGUCCUGCGUGUCCGUUAGCUGCGGUCAUCCGGGCAGCCCUAUCUACGGCCGCACUGUUGGCGACGGCUUCAACCUGAACGACAUGGUGACCUUCUUCUGUAAUAACGGCUACAUUCUGGAAGGCCCAUCUCAAGCGCAGUGCCAGGCGGACCGCCAAUGGAGCCAGCAGCCGCCCACAUGCCGAGUUGUGAACUGCACGGAUCCCGGUAUACCAGCCAACUCAAUCAGGAAGAGCAAGAUUGAGUACGGGAACUUCACUUUCGGAACAGUGGUGUCCUACGACUGCAAUCCCGGCUAUUACCUGUUUGGGUCAUCGGUGCUGACCUGCCAGCCGGUGGGUUACUGGGACAAGCCAUUACCAGAAUGCCUGGAGGUGGACUGUGGUCACCCUGGAGCUCCUCCUCAUGCGGUGGUGACGGGGGAUAAAUUCACCUUCGGCUCUACGGUUCACUACAGGUGUUUGGAAGACCGAGCUUUGAUUGGUGAAUCCUCCCGCACCUGUCAGCUGAACGGCCAAUGGAGCGGCUCCCAGCCUCACUGCUCAGGUGAUAAAAGGGGUGCCUGUGGGGAUCCGGGCACGCCGGCCCAUGCUACCCGAGAGGAGGGCAGCUUUCAGCAGCACGCUAAAGUGCGCUUCACAUGCGCCACGGGUCACACGCUCUACGGCUCGGCAGAACGCAUCUGCUUCCCCAACGGCACUUGGUCGGGCCGUCAGCCCACCUGCAAACCUGUUCAGUGCGGGAAUCCUGGGACUCCGGCUAAUGGGCACAUUUUGCGUGUUCAUGGCACCACCUUCUCUCACUCCAUCGUCUACUCGUGCGUGGAUGGAUACCGGCUCUCAGGUUCUCCCUCCCGUCAGUGCCUGGCGAACGGUACCUGGUCUGGCAGCGAGCCCAACUGCACCCUGAUCAGCUGUGGGGAUCCGGGCAUACCUGCCAGUGGCCUGAGGAUCGGCGAGGACUUCACCAUCGGCCAGAACGUGACGUAUUCCUGCCAGCCCGGCUUCCUGAUGGAGAACGGGAGCUUCGUUAUCCGUACCUGCACCCACAACGCCACCUGGAGCGGAACGUUUCCCACCUGCCAAGCGGUGACCUGCGCUCCUCCGCCCGGCGUGUCUAACGGUGAGGUUGAGGGCUCUGUGUUCGAGUGGGGCACCAGCGUGAGCUACCGCUGCCUGAUGGGAUACGAACUGUCCUUCCCUGCCAUCCUCACGUGUGUCGGCAACGGCUCCUGGAGCGGAGAGGUUCCUCUGUGCCUGCCCAAGUUCUGCGGUGACCCCGGCAUCCCUCCGCACGUCAGACGCGAUGGUCAGAGCUUCAUCUUCAAAGCCGAGGUCACGUACAGCUGCAGCGCCCCCUAUGUGCUGGUGGGCUCCUCGACACGCAUCUGUCAAGCAGACGGCACGUGGAGCGGGACGCAGCCGCGCUGCAUAGAACCGACUCGGACGACGUGUGAAAAUCCUGGCACUCCGGAGUACGGCUCUCUGAACAGCAGUCUGGGCUUUAAGGUGGGCAGCACAGUGAAGUUCCACUGUCAGACGGGCCACUUGUUACUGGGCUCCACCACACGGACGUGUCUGCAAGAUUUGACCUGGAGUGGCACUCAACCAGAAUGCAUCCCCCACUCCUGUAAGCAACCAAAGACCCCUUCGCAUGCCAACGUGAUGGGCAUGGACCUGCCCUCCUUUGGCUACACACUGCUCUAUUCCUGCCAGCCUGGUUUCCUUCUCACCGGGGGCUCGGAGCACCGCGCGUGCCGGCCAGAUGGAUCCUGGAGCGGGAAGGUGCCCGUCUGCAGAGCUGGCUCGAAAACAACUGAAAAAGUCAUAACACCUGUUCAAGGAACAUUGAGUCCCAAAGUCAACGUUCCUGACGAUGUGUUCGCGCCCACAUAUGUGUGGAAAGGUUCGUUUGAGUAUAAAGGAGUGAAACAGCCGAUGACUUUGACAAUCACUAGCUUUAACACGACUACGGGGAAAGUCAAUGUGACUUUAACUAACAGGCACUCAGAACUGCUGUUGUCAGGUGUUUACAAGAGUCGAGAUGCUCGUCUGACGCUGCGGCUGGAUCACAUGAGAGCUCUGGUGAAGAGCACAUACAGCAAGAUCACUGAGGACACCCUGAUCAUGGACGGCUUUGUCUCUGCUGACCAUGAAGGAAACACAUACUUGUUUCAAGGCUUUAUACAAGGUAGAGACUACGGCCCGUUUGGACUGCAGAGACAAGGCCUGAACAUAAUAGAGCCCACCAGGAGCCCCGAGGUUCCACCCAGAACCAACAGCAGCUCUGUGGCCGUUGCCAUUCUUGUGCCUUUCUUCGCCCUGAUUUUUGCAGGCUUUGGCUUUUAUCUCUAUAAACAGAGGAAGUCUGAUAAAGCGGAGUACAGCGGCUGCUCUGUGCAUGAAAACAACAACGGUCAGGCAACCUUCGAGAAUCCCAUGUACAACACCAAUUCCAAAUCCAUCGAGGGAAAGGUCGUCCGCUUCGAUCCCAAUCUCAAUACGGUUUGCACAAUGGUUUGAGGGUUUGAUGCUGUCAGAACUGUCACUUUUGUGUUGGUAUAUUACUUGUUUUAGUCUCUUCGAAGCAACUUUCAAGCACAGUUGGGGUGCGCUACUCACACGGCAGCUCAAAGCUGUGCGCGGAUUUGCAGGAAAACAUCAUAUUCUUCACCGUUCGAGUGGAGUAUUAUAAAGUAUCUACAUCUCACUCUGAGAGUGUUGAUUUUGUAUUUAAAAGAAAACAAAACAAAAAGUUAGGUGUCCUUUUCCAAUGUGAGUUUCAUAUGGCGCAAAUUAUUUUAAGCCAUUCCAAGGGCGUUCACACAUACAGCGAUUUGCUGCGUUGAAAAGUUGAGAAACGUUGAACUUUAUGCAAGUCAACAUGAUACUGUGACUACCAGAAGGAGUGAAGACAUUUGAUGUGAUAACGUGAUCAGUCUCUUGUCAGAAACUGUAGACAAAAUGAUGAAGUCAAUGUUCUGUAUAAUUUCUCUGCUCAGAAAAACAACAUGAUGCAUGGAGAACCUUGUCAGAAAUCAUGAGCAUUUAAAGUCCAUUCAUGCAUCGAUAAUCGUUCAUUUGCUUCAUGAUAUGACGCUUAAGUGCUAUUCAGACACUUUCCUCUGCAGAAUGCUCAUUUGUGCCGGCAAGAAAACUGAUUCUUUGUCAAACGAGCUUAUUUUUACUGACAGUGCAUCUCAGCGUGUGGUGAAAAGGCUGUAUGUGUGAACGGCCCUUCAGACUGUGCACAUCGUCUCGUCAUCACAGUGCGCUUGAACCUACGAGCCUCCUACAGAUCCAAGACGCUUACUGAACACAGGCGCUCCUAUCGGAUGAUGCUCACCAAUCAAGUGUAAACUCCCUCAUGGAAUAUCAACUCUCAAGUUUUUUAAUAAGGAAUGAUUGCUAUUACAAAUGGUUUUCGGUUGGCUGUUUUAAAGGAAUAGUACACCCAAAAAUGAAAAAUUGCUGAAAAUGUACUUACUCUCUAGUUUGUUGAUUCAUCAGUACAGUACAGGAAAUGUGUUACAUCACUUGCUCACCAAUGGAUCUUCUGCAGUGAAUGGGUGCGUCAGAAUUAGAGUCCAAACAGCUGAUAAAAACAUCACAAUAAUCCACACCACUCCAGUCCAUCAGUUGCCAUCUCAUGAAGGGAAAAGCUACGUGUUUGUCAGAAACAAAUCCAUCAAAAAAAAAUUUCACCUGCUUCCCUCUAAAAUGAGAGUCCUCUAUAUUCAUUCAUUUCAUUUAUUUAUAUACAGUAGCACAAAUAAACAUCACAGGAGUUGACUGCUGUGCUUAACAGAGUAGAACACCACAAGACAUAAUAAAAAUAAAACAUAAUUAAGCAUUGCUAAAUGCUCGGGCCUGAAGAUUUUAAAGUUCAGACAGGUACGAGGGUGCGAGACCAUUUAGAGAUUUAAAAACAAACAACAAUAUUUUGAAAUCAACUCUAUGACAUAUCCCGUAAACAAUUUAGAGCCAUUAAAAUAGGAGUAAUAUGUUGUUGUUUGCAGACCCCUGGUCAAAAUCUGUCUUCAGCGUUUUGAACCUUUUGAAGCCUUGUAAUAGAGGACUGAGAUAUUCCAGAUUAUAAUAAAUUACAAAAUUUCAGUGGAAAUAAAACGAAAGCAUGUGUGACACUUUGGCGAAAAGAAAAGGCAGACAGACAGAGUUUCAGAUGAAAAAAGCCUGACUUAACUACUGUGUUUGUGUUGAUUAAACUUAAAGGAAGAGUCCAGAGUAAUUUCCAUAUAAGAGUGCAGAUUUCCAACAUUUCCCCCCACAGAGGGCCCAAACACGAUUGCUUCAGUUUUGCUUGCAUUAAGGUAUAGAAAAUUUGAGGACAUCCAGGAUCUUGUGACAUUUAGACAAGCAAGCAAUGUUUCUAAGCCUUUCUUGUCAGUGUGCUUAAAAGGCAGAUCAAUUUGAUUGAAAAGACACUCCAUGCUUUCUAAGAAUUGAACCUAGAGGUAACGUAUAUAAUCAAAUGAAUGAGAAAGCAAAAAAUUGCUCUCUUCAUUGAAGAAGUACAGUAGUCCCAAGCACUGUUUACAAGUGAAAAUAGCCCAAAACAUCUCUAAAUAUGUGGGUGGAUUUUGAUGCCAGACAACAACAGGAGAUGGACUUUUUCAUUAUUGGGAUAAUGCACUCAGAACGCAGAAGUGACAUUUUAUGUUAAAAUGUCUUAAUGAUGGAUUUGUUUCUUACAAACGCACAGCUUUUCUUUUUUUCAAGACCUUAACUGAUGGAGUGAUGUGAAUUUCUUAUUGAUUAUUGUGAUGUUUUAAUCAGCUGUUUGGACUCUGAUUCUGACGGCACCCAUCCACUGCAGAGGAUCCAUUGGUGAGCAAGUAAUGGCAUUUUUUACAAAUUUCUUAUUUCUCUAAAUCUGUUUUCAAGAAGAAAAAACAAACUCAUCUAUAUCUUGGAUAGCUUGAGGAUGAGUCAGUUUUCAGCAGAUUUUCAUUUUUGGGUUAACUGUUCCUUUAAAGGGGAAGUUUGUAAUUGUUUUAAUUGUUGAAAUGCUCUCUCUGUAACUGUAAGUAAGCCAUCCGUAGGUUGACUUCCUGAAGAGUGAAACACUGUGGCUCUGUGGUGCUUUUCACAAUACUCUUUUAGCUCGAGCAUCCUGACAUAUCAACUUCUGAAUCCAAUGGAGGUGGAAGGCAUGAGGGGCAGUUCAGACAGAAACACAUUCUAGCGUUUAAAAUAGUGUAACUAAACAUGUUUAUAGGUGCUUCAUCAGCCAUUCGCAAUGGUCAAUAAACACUCAACUUUUUCAGAUGUCCUGUAAAUAUCAUCUGAUUGGUCCAUUGUUUCAAAACGGAUGUCUUCAGUGCAUCUUAACAUUGUAAGAAGCAAAGUAACAGCCAAAGGCAUUCAUUUAACAUUUGCAUAGAUCAACAAUUAAAAAUAACACAGAAAUCCAAAUCUCAAAUCCAAAAACUCAAGUACACUGUAAAAACAAAGUUGUAAAUACAGUAGAUCACUGGAGUACAUUUUACAAGAACUUUGUACUCAGAUUUUACAUUUGAUUCAGUGUGUUGCUUGUGGUUCCUUUGUAAUUAUUUGUCAAAUUUGCUAGUAAUUUCUGCACUGCAUUUUUCAGUGUAUGGUUUUGGCCACGAUAAUAGCCAAAGAAGCUGGCAUUGUCUUAGAAAGACAAACAAAAAUAGUGCAGCUGGAAGCGCAAGAAUGUGUCCUGUGUGAACGGCCCAUAAAAGUGGGAAACUAUUUUUUUUUAUUAUUUCCAAUAAGUGACAGAAAUUACACAGUUCAUCCAUUGGGUUAUACUUCAUAUUUUCUUCAGAUUUGAAUUGAAUAUUCACAAAUGUUUCCGAUUUGCUCCGUUUAGGAUCACAUCUGACAGGCUAUUAGCAGAUUUCCUGCUUCUAAACGUUCUGUUUCAUAACUCAUAAUAGUGCCUUGUAUGAUAUUUCACUGGUGUUGGGGGGGAAAUGGGUUGCAUUUUUUGUUUGUUUGUUUGUUUGUUUGCUUAUUUAUUUGUCAGCUACAGCUAGUAAAGGUUUUAUUGUUCUACAGAAAGUCAGUUUUGCACAUACCUGCCAAAUAUAAUCAGAUAUAGCAGCAGUGCUAUGUUUGAGUUCUUUGUGCCGCUGCCCAUAAUGUCUCUUCAUCAACAGUUUGUAUAUUUAUACAGAUGUUUCUGUUCCUCCGGCGGUUAAGUGUUGAGCGGCAUCGUAGUGCUGUGUUUGGCUCUCACUACACAAAAUAUCAAACUCUGUCAAAGAUUUAGGAUUGCUUUCAGACACUGGCUCCUUCAGAUGGGUCCAUCACCCUUGUAAAUGCAUUCAUAUCAAAUGUAAAGAUAUUUAAACUUUUUUCAAAAGAGUUAUAUUUUUGUGAGAAAUUUGUAAAAUAAAAGGUUAUGUAAAUAUCCAUUUGUAAAUGCCAUUUACAAAUAAAAAG
Molecule: messenger RNA, 14707 nt
Organism: Carassius gibelio (silver crucian carp)
Lineage: Eukaryota; Metazoa; Chordata; Actinopteri; Cypriniformes; Cyprinidae
Product: CUB and sushi domain-containing protein 3
Exons: 70
Coding region: 11-10795 (3594 amino acids)
Biological process (GO): regulation of dendrite development
Source: RefSeq, a predicted model, not a curated record